Peromyscus leucopus (white-footed mouse) is the source of this 1391-nucleotide messenger RNA. RefSeq names its product GABA type A receptor-associated protein (gene Gabarap). Gene Ontology annotation, molecular function: ubiquitin protein ligase binding; GABA receptor binding. The record is from RefSeq and is a predicted model, not a curated record. The transcript is spliced from 4 exons. NCBI's taxonomy places the organism in Eukaryota, Metazoa, Chordata, Mammalia, Rodentia, Cricetidae. The coding region runs from base 609 to 962 and encodes 117 amino acids. Gene Ontology annotation, biological process: macroautophagy; cellular response to nitrogen starvation; autophagy of mitochondrion. Gene Ontology annotation, cellular component: autophagosome; cytosol; autophagosome membrane.
CGAUCCCUGGGCGUCUGUACGUGUCUGCAAACCUCUUUCCUUCCUGCCCUUUGGUUGUGGGGUCCGUAUCCACAUCUUGGGUACUAUUUUGUUUUGGUGUCAACGGCCGCCUUCAGCGUAGCAACCCGUUUCGUGAAUACCUUGACUUGUAAUUGUUUGCUUUCCCCUACGUAAUUUGCGAAAAGAACUGGAGACCCAAAUCUCAGGAAGGCCACUUGCUUCCCCAUAUCGUCCUCAACUUCGUGCUGCGAGGCUACCCGAGAAAGGAUUUUCAGUUGCUUUGAAACGACUGUAACCUUCGCUGCGAUGUCAUCUGCGUAACCCACAAAUUGAUUCCAAAGCGGUUACGCUGAAGGCGUGAGAGGGCCGGGCCGCGGGUGGCGCUACGCCAACGGCGUGAGCAAGCUGAGCUAGUGGCGUACUUAAGCAGGCGGGGCCGCCCCGGACGGCCGGGGGCGGGGUUGGUGAAUAGGGAAGUGGCGCAAAUUGGUGGAUCGCUCCGCUGAGUCUGUUCAUCGAAGCCGCCGCCACCUCCGCCGCCGCCCCCUGUCCCGGCCCCCCCCCUGGGUUUCCUCAGCCCAGCUCGGUCCAGCCCGGUUCUCGGGAGAAUGAAGUUCGUGUACAAAGAGGAGCAUCCGUUCGAGAAGCGCCGCUCUGAGGGCGAGAAAAUCCGAAAGAAAUACCCAGACCGGGUUCCGGUGAUAGUGGAAAAAGCCCCCAAAGCUCGGAUAGGAGAUUUGGACAAAAAGAAAUACCUGGUGCCUUCUGAUCUUACAGUUGGUCAAUUCUACUUCUUGAUCCGGAAGCGAAUUCAUCUCCGUGCUGAGGAUGCCUUGUUUUUCUUUGUCAACAACGUCAUCCCACCCACCAGUGCCACGAUGGGUCAGCUGUACCAGGAACACCACGAAGAAGACUUCUUUCUAUACAUUGCCUACAGUGAUGAAAGCGUCUACGGUCUGUGAAGCUGCUGUCCCUGAGGUGGGGGGUUCCAUUCUGCAGAGAGAGGUGGCGCUCCUUCCUUGACAUCCACUUCCUCCUUCAGGCGAAAACACCAUCUCCCUUCUUCAGGACCUGCACUUACAUGUUUGAGACUGUUUCUCCAGUCCCUCUCAGCAAGAGGGGGAAUGGUGGACACAGUCUCAGUACACCUCCUUUCUCCCCCUUUGUCUGCCCUCCAUGCCCACUCUGCUUUAGACUUUGAUUGUCAAUCUCUGUCACAUCCGUUGAUUGUUUUGGUUUCUAUUCCCUUUCUAACUGCCCAGCAGGCUCAGAACCCCAACAAUCCCUUCCUUUCACUACCUCUUUUUGGGGGGGUAGAUGGAAGGGAUUGACAUUGUCGGGGGGAGGUAGGAGGCACACCAAUAAAGAAGAAACCACCGAGCUGAAUUGAA